GUAUGGAAGUAUAUUUAUCGCCCUUAGUAAGCCAUCGAACUCUUGAUGUUUGCUGCCAGUAUUCCUCCUCUGCUUCCCACUGGCGAUUUAACUCCACUUCCAACAUACACACCUCCUCCCAAUUUAUCGGAUGGACAAGUUUCACUCGAUCGAUUUCUUAUUGUAGGGUCCUAAUAUUACGAAGAACUACUGCAAUCAUAAAGUAAAUGGCAUAGUUUUUUCAGACGUUCCCAAAGUUGGUACAUAGGGGUCCCGUGUAGGUCCUCCUGCAACACAUAAGUCACCAUAUCCUUGACCUCCAGAUUAUUGGCCCAUCAAGCGUCAAAUCGAAAGAGAGGUUGACUAUUCCGGACAUAUGACUUAUCUGACAGGAGCAGAGCUCGAUGGUCUGAUCCCUGGUCUGUACAAUGUUUGACUAAGGUAGGCGAGAAUUGGUGAAUCCAAGUCUGGGACUGGGAGCAUAAAGCCCUAUCCAACCUUUCCCCGGAUACAAGCAGGACCCAUUCGUUUAUUCAACCAAGUGAAUUGAUCACUUUAAUAUCCCGGAUCAUGAAGCCCCAAAUCAUAGACAAAAGUGCGAAGGUCGAGAGACUGAGCAACACUCCACGGAUUUCCAUAAUCUUUUUCACUCUUAUGAAGAGUAGCAUUGAAAUCACCAUAAGUAAGGUUCUGAAAACAUGGAAAAUAAGUAGUUAAAUUUUCGCAAGUGACACGUCUUCUUUUAGUUAAUUGUUCUUCGUCAAAUCAAAGCACACAUUUCUUUGUUAACCUUGAUUUUGAUUCCAUCACCGUAGACAUAGAAAUUCAUGAAUACAUAUCGACAGAUUUCCAAUCGAGGUUGGUAAAAUAACUUUUAAUUGAUCGCCAUUCGGCCUCACUGAACUCUAAGCGUCGACCACUAGACAGAGAUGUGAGAAAAGCUCAACUCUGGGUGGAAGGAUUGAAGCUCCUGUUCAUAAAACAGGUUGAAAAUCCACCAUGGAAGAGAUGAUAUUAGUUCACAUUCGUAACAUCUGUUGCAGAAAUGAAGAUGAGCCCGGACCAAACCUUUCCCAUUUCAGGAGAUCCGAUACAGGUGAUGAAUGAUGUGGCCAUGGCCGCCCGAAGCCAAUCUCUAAACCAAACAUUGCGUAAUUUCAGUUGUGUGCGCUACACAUUAAUUAGUACCCCAUUGCUGUUUUUAUUCAUUCAUUGAACUUAACAACGGAGAGAAGCAACCGAGUCCUAGUGUGUCGGAAUAAAUCUAAUUCAGUGUAUUCUUUCCCCAGGUCUUUCAGGCAUUUCGUCGAACGCCAUGGUUGCAUUCCUUCAACUUUGAACAGCGGCCCCCAAGGCCCCAACGAACGAAGGAUAAUGAUGAUGACCUGCCGCACCCGCCCGACGUGAAAUAACCAGAGGAGAGGAGGAGGGGAGAAAGGAAGAUGGCAGUAGUGAUUGUGAGAGGCGCCGUGUGUUUGGUUCUGAGUUUGGGAGCCAUUCUCUCGUGGUUUUACGUGGAUGAACUCUACCUCUGGAUCCCUUCGUCAAAGCUUCCUCUCAAGAAGGAUCAUAAAGAGGAAGGGAAGCCACCGGUGCAGAUGUAUGGCCGCCUCUUAAGCUUAGCUUCUGGUGCACUUGCUGAGAAAGAGUUGGAGCAACAAGAGACAAGGUUUUGGAAGCAACCUUAUGCUGCUAAGGCAAGUGUAUGGAAACCUUGUGCAGAUAAAAAAGUUCCUGAAUACCCAGCAGGAAGAUUAGGGAAAAGUAAUGGCUACAUAGUGGUGAGUGCAAAUGGUGGUCUCAAUCAACAAAGAGUUGCUAUUUGCAAUGCUGUUGCGGUGGCAGCUUUACUCAAUGCAACUCUAGUUCUUCCCACGUUUCUUUACAGCAAUGUUUGGAAGGAUCCAAGCCAAUUUGGUGAUAUCUACCAGGAGAGACAUUUCUUAGACAUGAUGAAGGAGGAAGUAGAUAUAGUGAAAGAACUUCCAUCCCGUUUCCAAUCUCUAGACACUGAAGCAAUUGGCAGCCUGAUUACUGAUUCUGACUUGCCAAAGGAGGCAACGCCACAUGAUUAUCUCGAGAAGGUGCUACCAAUUCUGAUACGAAAUGGAUUUGUUCACUUGCUCGGGUUUGGGAAUCGGCUUGGCUUUGAUCCAAUGCCUGCUCAAAUUCAGAAAUUGAGGUGCAAAUGUAACUUCCACGCUUUGAAGUUUGUUCCAAAGAUCCAAAAAGUUGGUGCAUUGUUGAGACAAAGGAUAAGAAAGUAUGAAGCUGAACCGACUACGUUAGAUAAACAACUCCUGGGUGACUACAUCUCUAGCAAUAUUCCCUCCAAAAAGCCAUCUAAUGCAACAAAACCACCAGUGAAAUACCUUGCUCUGCACUUGAGAUUUGAGAUUGAUAUGAUCGCUUACUCCUUAUGUGACUUUGGAGGUGGUACUAUUGAAAAACAGGAGCUUCAGGCUUAUAGAGAAAGCCACUUCCCGCUGCUCAUUAAACGUUUAAUAAAGUCCAAGCCAGUAUCCACAGAAGAGCUAAGAAAGAUAGGCAAAUGCCCAUUGACACCAGAGGAAGCAGCACUGGUCCUUGCUGGACUUGGAUUCAAGACAGGAACUCAUAUCUACCUUGCGAGGUCUCAAGUCUAUGGAGGGAACUCAAGAAUGCAUUCAUUCAUCAGCCUUUACCCUAACUUGAUCACCAAGGAAACUCUCCUCACACCAACUGAACUUGCUCCCUUCAGGAAUUUCUCGUCACAGAUGGCUGCACUUGACUUGAUCGCAUGUGCCACUGCAGAUGUGUUUGCAAUGACUGAUUCGGGAAGCCAGUUGGCAUCAUUGGUUUCAGGGUUCAGGAGUUACUAUGGAGGUGGGAAUGCUCCCACGUUGAGGCCAAACAAGAAGAGGCUUGCUGCAAUUUUGUAUGAGAAUAGCACGAUAGGAUGGAAUGGUUUUGAAGAGAGAGUAAGGCGAAUGAUUGAGGAAGGUCAAAGGGUGAGGACCAGGCGUUCUGGGAGAAGCGUGUAUCGGCAACCCAGAUCUCCAGAAUGCAUGUGUAGAUUGUAGUAAAUGAAGAAUGUUGUACAUA
This is a messenger RNA of Linum trigynum, 3063 nucleotides long. The record is from the annotation of a GenBank genome assembly. NCBI's taxonomy places the organism in Eukaryota, Viridiplantae, Streptophyta, Magnoliopsida, Malpighiales, Linaceae.